AUGCUUCUCGAGGGUGCUCACUACUCACUACAACUCGGUCUGCUUCUGUCUCUGUCACUCAUUACAACAGCUCAGCCUGAGCCUGUUCUAUCUUCGAUACUCCAAGCCCGGGACACAGAUAAGCCUUUUUCAGGAGGACCAAUUGACACAACCUAUCUGCCAGCCCAGAUUGGUGGUAUAAUCGGAGCAUACGCUGUAUCGUUGGUGCUGGUCGCCAUAACACUGCUUGCUUUAUCAAAGAAGCGGCGCGAACAUAUUGCAGCUGGAAUUGACGAGGUCGACUUUGAAGUCCGGAAAGAUAUCGUCAGUCCCGACUUUCCUCCAACAGCUGUGCCUACAUCUCUGAAUAUAAUCACCGACACCGAAUUCAUCAAACCGAGCUUCCAGGACUCGCACGAAGGAAAUCCAUACAUCUAUCCAUCGCCGGCUUCAAGUAUCGGAGCCCCCGGAACUAAUCCUUUUGUCGAUCCCCGUGUUGUGGCAGUAGACAGACUCAUGGCUCAAUCUCAGCUUGAAGACAUGUACAAGCAUGUCCUGGAGCAUGAGGAUGCGAAGAAGCGAGGAGUCGUUUACGAUGUUCCUCUUCCCCCCAAUGCUCACCACCAACCACGCCCUUCAGCCUCGGCCUCCGUACUCUCUCUGAAAUCUUCGACAUCUUCGCCAUCGAAGAAGGAGAGGAGCAAGCCAGCAACACUCAACCUUUCUGCUUCUCGCGAGGAGAAGAGCCAGUCAAGGACCUCAUCAUUUCUCUCAGCACUACGAUCACCAAAGAAGAAGCAGAUGAAGGGCAUGAGCAUCUCAUCGCCUCUCAUGACUCCUCAAUCGGGUGAAUUUCCUCGCUAUGAAGGACAGGAGAUGAGCGCGAUUCCUCCCCGGCAUUACGCUCCGGCCGCUCCUCCUCCGGUCCCCACUAAUCAGGUCCCGUAUGGUUCACCGGCCCUCCCGCCCAAGGCCCAUGCGUCGCUGCCGACCCCGGAUAUCUCGCCCGAGAGUGUUUUGAGCAUCGAUGAACGAAUCGGAAGUCAGCUGCCUUAUCCUGGACACGCCCGUACUGUGUCGCAUGCACCUAGCGAGCGUGAUCCCGAGUCAGCAACUUCGGAACACUCUCAAGCACCACUGGUCGGCCUGCCAUCGUCUCCCAAGCCCGGUUCAAGGUUCCCAUCUCUUCCCGCGUCACCCAAGCCUGGCCAGACAUUCCACCGUGCCAACGCACCUUCAGCUGUGCGCACUGGUGGUUCUCUCCCAUUGCGUGCUUACGAGCCUGCCAUGGUUUCACCAAAUACCAUUGCGCAGACUACCAAGCAGACUGUGUUCGAGAGGAAAGGACCGCUAUCACCAAGCGGAGCAAUGACUCCUCACACAGCUGGUGCAGUGCCUUAUUCGCCUUAUCAGCCCUUCACGCCAUGCAUGCCUGUGACACCUUCGCUUGUGACCAGGGAGGAUCGGAAGAGGAUGAAACGCAUGGUACCUAAGACACCGACUUUGGAGAUGGUUCAGAGCUCGGAUGACGUUUGGUAA
Molecule: messenger RNA, 1518 nt
Organism: Fusarium mangiferae
Lineage: Eukaryota; Fungi; Ascomycota; Sordariomycetes; Hypocreales; Nectriaceae
Exons: 1
Coding region: 1-1518 (505 amino acids)
Source: RefSeq, a predicted model, not a curated record